AUGCUAGCUCAGGAUCCCCUUGAAGAAGUGGACUUGGGAGAGGGGGUAAUAAAAAGGCCGACUUACAUCAGUGCCAACAUUCAUCCUCAACUCAAGAUUGAAGUGGUCCAGUUGCUGAGAGAGUUUAAAGACUGUUUCGCAUGGGACUAUGACGAAAUGCCUGGUUUAAGCAGGGAGCUGGUCAAAUUGAAACUGCCGGUCAAGCCUGGAAAGAAGCCUGUGAAGCAGAACCCAAGACAAUUUGUUCCAGCAAUACUGCUGAAGAUCAAAGAGGAGGUUGAAAGGCUUCUCCAUUGUAAUUUCAUUCGCACGGCCAGGUAUGUCGAAUGGUUAGUUAACAUUGUGCCAGUUCUAAAGAAGAAUGGCUAUGAAUAUUUAAGUAUGCUUGAUGGGUAUUCUGGGUAUAAUCAAAUAUUUAUUGCCGAAGAGGAUGUCCCAAAAAUAGCAUUUCGUUGCCCCGGAGCCUUAGGCACCUACGAAUGGGAUGGGGAUUUUCUAGGUUUCGUCGUCCACAAAAAGGGGAUCGAAAUAAACCAGAAUAAGACCAAGGCCAUCAUGGAAGUGAAAGGGCCAUCGACGAAGAAAGGUUUGCAGUCGCUGCUAGGCAAGAUCAAUUUCCUAAGGAGGUUCAUCUCAAACCUUAGUGGGAAGACGCAAGCAUUCUCACCUUUGCUUCGACUCAACAAUGAAGUGUUUGAAUGGGGGCAGACUCAACAAGAAGCGUUCGAUAAGAUUAAAGCAUACUUGAGCCAUCCAUCAAUCUUAACACCACCUUGCAGAAAUAAAAGUAUGAGAUUGUACAUAUCUGUAUCUGACAAAACCUUAGGGAGCAUGUUAGCCCAGGAGGAUGAUAAUGGUGUCAAAAUAGCCAUUUACUACCUUAGUAGAGUUUUAAACGAUGUAGAAACUAGUCGAAUUGGGAAACGUGCAUUAGCAUUAACUGGACUCUAUUUAACAUGCAUGCCAUUAAGAGCUGUUAAAGGACAAGUGGUAACGGACUUCAUAGUCGAUCACUCCAUUGACGCCAACGCAUUGAACUAUGUCGAAUUGCGACCGCGGAAGUUGUACUUCAACGGAUCUAGUCAAAAAGAUGGAACGGGCAUCGGGGUUGUAAUUAUUUCUCCUAAUAAAAUUCUAACAAAAUUCCAGUACAAAGUAGAAGGUACUUGUUCAAAUAAUGAGGCUGAAUACGAAGCCCUCAUAACAGGACUUGAAAUGUUGAUGGAAUUAGGGGCAACUCGAGUUGAGAUAAUGGGAGACUUGGAUUUGGUCAUAAAACAGAUCAUAAAGGAAUAUAGAUGUGUUAAGGAGAAUUUGAUCAUGUAUUUCAUAAUCACCAGUCGACUAUUAAAAAAUUUCGAAAUGGUUUAUAUUCGACAUAUACCGCGAAUAGAAAACAAGGUAGCUAACGAUUUAACUCAGAUUGCAUCCGGGUACAAAAUUUUAAAGGAAAAGUUGCACAAAGUCGUUGAAGUCAGGGGAAAAUUCGUGGAAACCAUAUUAACGCAAUUAGAUUUAGAAAACACGAAGCUAGGGUAUGCUGAUGAAGGAAAUUUCGAAAUAUUGGCAAUAGACAAUUUGGCAGAUGAAGACUGGAAAAGGCCAAUAGUGGUGUAUCUGCAGAAUCCAACAACGUCUACUGAUUGA
Messenger RNA from Lathyrus oleraceus (garden pea), 1647 nucleotides. RefSeq lists its product as uncharacterized. Lineage: Eukaryota; Viridiplantae; Streptophyta; Magnoliopsida; Fabales; Fabaceae. Gene Ontology annotation, molecular function: RNA-DNA hybrid ribonuclease activity; nucleic acid binding. The transcript has 4 exons. The record is from RefSeq and is a predicted model, not a curated record. Bases 1 to 1647 code for a protein of 548 amino acids.